AUAUUAGAAGAGUUGCAAACAUGACCAGACGGGCUAUUUUGUUAUUUGUGUUAAUUUGUUUCGCCGAUUCUGAACCGGAUAAGAAAUGGUGGAACUCAGCAAGUUUCUAUCAGGUAUCACCGGUCUCGUUCAAAGAUUCCAAUAAUGAUGGAUACGGAGACAUUCAAGGAUUAAUUGGUAACUUGAAUUACAUUGUCGAUUCGGGCUUUGACUCAUUAUUCCUGAGUCCAUUUUAUGAGACCCCAUUCAAGGAUUACGGUUACGACAUUUCGAAUUACACGGCAAUCGACCCAAAGUUUGGUAACGAGGCUGAUGUUGAUCAACUUUUGCUUGAAGCUAGAAGACAUGGUUUGAAAGUGGUAGUUGAUUUUGUUCCGAAUCAUUCGAGUAACGAGCACGAAUGGUUUAUUAAUUCAGAAAAUGGUAUCGUCGGAUUUGAGAACUUUUACAUUUGGCAUUCUGGAAUUCCGACCGAUACUAGCGAUCGACCGCUACCACCCAAUGGUUGGGAGUCGUUUUACGGUGGUUCCAGUUGGCAGUGGAGUGAAAAGCGUCAAGCAUAUUACUAUCAUGCAUUUGGUGUGAUGCAACCAGAUUUGAAUUUACGUGAACCAUCCGUACUUGACGAGUUGCAGAAGAUUUUACUGUAUUGGUUGCAGAAGGGAGUUGACGGCUUCAGGAUAGACGCUGUUAGUCAGCUGUUUGAGGAUCCAAAUUUGGUGGAGGACCCGCUCAUCCACAACAACUUAAAUGAAACUUAUGAGCUGGUAGAUCAAUGGCGUCGCUUAUUUGACAAUUAUACAAUUACAAAUGGAGGUGAAGAAAAAGUGUUGGUUCCUCAGGUCUGGGAAUCGCAACUGGAUGCGUUGGUGAACUAUUUCCGCAAUGGAAAUGGGGAUGAUCUAACACAGCUACCAACGAAUUUCAUAAUUAUAAACGAAUUGCAUAGAAACUCGCGAGCAGCAGACUAUAAACGGACAAUCGACAACUACUUAACUGUAUUGCCCGAAGGGGCAAUUGCUAACUGGUUUCUUGGUACUCAUGAUCAUUCACGUGUCGCUUCCCGCAUGGGACCAGAUCGAAUUAGUGGCCUAACAAUGCUGUUGUUGACGCUACCAGGUGUUGCCUUUACUUAUAGUGGAGACGAGCUGUUGAUGUUAGAUUACAGAGAUAUUUCUUGGAAGGACACAACUGACAUGUGGGCCUGCAAUUCAAACCCUAUCGAUUACAAAAUGUUGUCACGAGACCCGAACAGAACGCCUUUUCAAUGGAAUGGGUCGAUUAACGGUGGAUUUAAUUCGGGAACGCCGACAUGGAUACCAUCCCAUCCCAAUUACGUGGAAAAUAAUUUGGAAUUGCAACGAAAUUCACCCAUGAGCCACUAUAAAUAUUACAAACGUUUGCUGCAGCUGCGGAAACAUAGUGCAUUCGUUGAGGGUGAUUUUUCAUCGAAAAUUUUGUCGGAAAAUGUUUUUGCUUAUUCACGUUCGAUUGACAACGCAACAUUUCUAAUUCUCAUCAAUGUGGGAAAUCGCAGUGAAAUUAUAGACACGGAGGUCUUGAAUGCAUUGAAUGCAGGUGUAAAACAUGAUUUGAAAAUGGUUCUCGUUUCGCCGUCCUCAGCGUUUAGUGAAGGUGAUGUUGCCGCAUCUGAUAACGUACCGAUGGAACCAUUCGAUGCUCUUAUUGCAGAAAUACGUAUGACGAAUUCGUAAUGAAUUCAUGCAUUGCAAACGACGAAAUAACAAUGAUCGUUUAACCCGACAUUCCAUUUGGUGUGGCACUUUCCAUUGGGAAUUUUAAGAUAAAAUAUAUCUGCAAGUGUAGCCAAGCAUUACACAAAGUCUUUUCAAAUCCAGACACUCUGCGUUCGAAUUAGAAAGAAAAACUAUAUUUUGAACAGGUAAAAUCCCCCCUCGUAUGUACACGAA
Messenger RNA from Bradysia coprophila, 1931 nucleotides. RefSeq names its product maltase 1-like. NCBI's taxonomy places the organism in Eukaryota, Metazoa, Arthropoda, Insecta, Diptera, Sciaridae. Gene Ontology annotation, biological process: carbohydrate metabolic process. The record is from RefSeq and is a predicted model, not a curated record.